AUGGACAUCAAAGAAUUAUGGUACGGUUUAGGAGGUGAGUUUGUGGACCUAGAUAGGUUAGAAUUAUUAACUGAUGAUAGGGGUGCCAUGCAUAUGCUGAACAUUGUUAGGUUAAAUGAUGAAGUUCAUCUGUAUGUGGUUCAUAAUAUGAUGGAACCGGAAAUAAUAGAAAUGAUUGAUUGGGUUGGUGAUGGUCAACUUGGAACAGAAAUGGUGGAGGGUGAGGGGGAUGCCCAUAAGGGUGAUGGUGAGGUCCAUACUGAAGUUGGAAUAGAAAUGGUGGAGGGUGAGGGGGAUGCCCAUGAGGGUGAUGGUGAGGAUCAUACUGAAGUUGGAACAAAAAUGGUUGAGGGUGAGGGUGAUGCCCAUGAGGGUGAGGGUGAUGCAUAUAAGGGUGAUGGUGAGGAUCAUACUGAUGUUGGAACAAAAAUGGUUGAGGGUGAGGGUGAUGCUCAUGAGGGUGAGGGUGAUGCCUAUGAGGGUGAUGGUGAGGAUCAUACUGAUGUUGGAACAAAAAUGGUUAAGGGUGAGGGUGAUGCCCAUGAGGGUGAGGGUGAUGCCUAUGAGGGUGAUGGUGAGGAUCAUACUGAUGUUGGAACAAAAAUUAUUGAGGGUGAAGGUGAUGCCCAUAAGGGUGAUGGUCAGGAUGUUGAGAUCCAUGAAGUUGAGGAUGGUGAGGUCCAUCAUGUAGAGGAAGCUGAGGUACAUGAUGUACAUGAUUUUGAGCUAGAGGAUUUAGGAGAGGAUGAUGAUGUAGAGGACAAUGAGGGUGAUGAUGUACAUGAGGCAGAGAUUGAGGAUGAAGAUGUAGAUGUGAGUGAAGAAAGUCUAAUUGAUGUCAGCGUGCAUUAUGACAUUGGGACUUCUGAAGGAAAUGUGAGAGAAGAAUCUUCUAGUGCAUCAUUACUUGAGUCUUCACGGUCAAUAGAUAAUGAUUGUAUUGAUGAUGUCCGUGGGUUGUCUAACAAUGAGUGGCUAUCAGAGGAGUUGAUUAGUGGAUCAGAUAGUGAGGACAAUGAUGGGUCCACUAAGAUAAGGUUUCCCACUUUUAGUAUGCCUAAAACUUUGGAGGGUUAUAAAUGGGAAGUAGGAACCUAUUUUGCUGAGAAAAAUGAAUUCACAGAUGCCAUAAGGACUUAUGCACUAAGUAAUGGGAGAAGUUUAAAAUUUAUUAAGAAUGACAAGAAAAGGAUUUUUGUGAAGUGCUUGGGUGGAAGAGGAAAUUGUAAAUGGUAUGCCUAUUGUUCCUUUAGGACUGAUGUCAAUGCAUGGCAACUAAGAAAAGUGUUUGAUGUUCACAGCUGUAGUAGAGAUUUCAAUGUAAAGUUGAUGACUUCAAAGUGGUUGAGUCAAAGGAUGAAGAAAACUGUGAGAGAAAACCCUACAAUGAAGGUCAUGGACAUUAGGGACAAAGUCACUUGGAAAUGGAAUGUAGGAAUUUCAAGAAAUAUGGCUUUUAGGGCAAGAGCCAUGGCAAAAGAUAAGGUUGAAGGGUCAUUCAAAGAUCAAUUUAGAAGACUUCAUGAUUAUGGUCAUGAGCUGCUGAAAACAAAUCCAGGUACAACAGUACAAAUUAAAGUUGAUAACAGUAAUGGUGAGGUCAUAUUCCAAAGAUUUUAUGCAUGCUUGAAGGCAUGCAAGGAUAGCUUCAUUUGUUGUAGACCUAUUAUUGGGUUGGAUGGAUGCUUUUUGAAAGGCAAGUAUGGAGGGGAGUUACUAAUAGCAGUGGGAAGAGAUGAAAACGACCAAAUGUUGCCCAUAGCAUAUGCUGUUGUUGAGGUAGAAAACAAAGACUCUUGGACUUAGUUCUUGGAGCACCUUAUUGAGGACCUUGGUGGGGCAGUUGUAUGUGCAGGAUGCACAUUUAUUUCAGACCAACAGAAGGGUCUUUUGCCAACUAUCCAAGAUCUUCUGCUUGGUGUAGAACAAAGAUUUUGUGUUAGGCAUUUAUAUUCAAACUUCAGAAAAAAAUUUCCUGGAAAAAACCUUAAACGUCUCAUGUGGAGGGCAGCAACAGCCACACAUCCACAACAAUGGGAGGCUGAAAUGAGGAAUAUUAAAGACAUCAAUUUAGACUAAUUUAAAUAUUUGCUUGCCAUCCCAC
Vigna angularis (adzuki bean) is the source of this 2104-nucleotide messenger RNA. RefSeq lists its product as uncharacterized. Lineage: Eukaryota; Viridiplantae; Streptophyta; Magnoliopsida; Fabales; Fabaceae. The record is from RefSeq and is a predicted model, not a curated record. Bases 1 to 1806 code for a protein of 601 amino acids. The transcript is spliced from 2 exons.